AACAACAUGGCGGAAAGUGAGUUUUGUAAUCAUAAUGGGAGUGUUACCUGUGUUGCUUCUGAAAAUACUUCAAAAUUAAUAGCAUCUGGUGGUGAAGAUGGGCAGGUAAAGUUAUGGGUUUUUGACGGUAAACUUAAAAGUUUGGCAUCAUGUGUGCGACCUGCGGCACAUAUUAUUGAAAAUAAAAGAUCACCGGAGUCUGAAGACAUUGCAUCACUUUGUUUUGGAAAAAGUGAUGUUCGACAUAUUUUUGUUGCAGUUGGAAGUUGUGUUUUUUGUUAUGAUAUUCGAAGUUUUCAGAAGCCAACUGAAAAGUUUACAUUUAACGAGGAAGAAAUCAAUCACAUAAGUUUAGAUGAUAGUGGUGAGUUUCUAGCAACUGCUGACGAUUCAGGAACUGUUACAAUAAUUUCUCUUAGUGAGAAGCGUGUGUAUAAGUUACUGAAACGUCACAGAAAUGUUGUUUACACCGUCCAGUAUCGUCCAAAACGGCGAUGGGAAGUUGUAAGUGGUGGAUUUGAUUGUCAUCUGUUUCAUUGGAAUGUAUUGAAAGGAAAACCAUUCUGUGCAUGGGAUUUAAACUGUGAAGAUUAUAAAACUGACAUAUCUUUAGCUUCGAACAUUAAUCCCCCAUAUGUGUUAAAUGUACAUUUUUCUUCUGAUGGAAAUUUUCUUGCCAGUGGGCAAGCUGAUGGCUCUGUAAAGAUUUUCAGUAGUCAUGGAAAACGGAUUAAACAUAUUGAAUCUAUUCAAGCACAUGCAGCUGGAGUUUCUCAAGUACACUUUCCUUUAUUGACUACAGACAGCAGAAGCAUUCUGUUGUAUUCAUCAGGAAAUGAUGGAAAACUAAUUGCUUGGAAGGUGAUUUCACAAGAAAAAGACAAAUUUAAAAGAGCAGAUAUAUGUGCUGUUUGGACAUCUAGCAGUAGUGAGAAAACAAACUGUAUCACUUCACUGUCAGAGCAUCUUAUUGUCGCAGAUACAAGCCCACAACUAAAGGUAUUCACACUGCCUCCAUGAUAUGAUAACAGAAUGUCAAUUUAUAUUUAGAAAUAUGAAAAAGUACUUGUGAAUAUGAGUAAUGGAGAACCUGCUCAAAAUCUUAUUGUAAUAUACUCCUCUUUAAUAAAGAAAAUGCAGAUUACUGUUUAAGUGUAUUCUUUUUAAUAUUUAAAAAUGUGAAAUAACUGUCAUUUAGGAAGCUAGAAAGAUAAACAUUUUAUGUGAAUUUGUUAAGUUUAGUUAAUCUUCAUAAUUUGUAUGGAGAUGUAAUUGCUGCCAUAAACUUUUCAAAUGAAAAUGCUAUAAGAACAAUAAGUUAUGGAAUUUGGAAACUUUGCAGUUUAUGAAAUGUACUGUAUGUUUUUUGUUGUUUUUUCAUAUUCAAUUCUACAUAAUUUAAAGUACCAUAAGUGUACAUGAGGGCAGUACGAGAUAUCCUGAACAAAUAUGUUUAUUCUUUCUAGCUAAUUGUUCUAUUCCCUGGGGUAAAAGUCAGUAGUGAGCAGUUAUGUAACAAAUUUACCUCCUGAAGAAUAAAAGAAUUAAAUUUUGAA
Limulus polyphemus (Atlantic horseshoe crab) is the source of this 1556-nucleotide messenger RNA. RefSeq names its product WD repeat-containing protein 53-like. The record is from RefSeq and is a predicted model, not a curated record. Gene Ontology annotation, molecular function: protein binding. The transcript has a single exon. The coding region runs from base 7 to 1020 and encodes 337 amino acids. NCBI's taxonomy places the organism in Eukaryota, Metazoa, Arthropoda, Merostomata, Xiphosura, Limulidae.